Peronospora belbahrii is the source of this 2202-nucleotide messenger RNA. The record is from the annotation of a GenBank genome assembly. NCBI's taxonomy places the organism in Eukaryota, Oomycota, Peronosporomycetes, Peronosporales, Peronosporaceae.
AUGCAGCUGCAGAGUUUUCAGGCACAUCUAGCAUCUGAUAUGGAGCCUUUACUAGCUGAGACUCGCGUGUAUUUGCUUCACAAAGAACCUGAUCGUGCACGCGCAAGUUUUUUGCGUCUACCAGAGCUGGAAUCGCGUCGUAAAUCGUAUCUAGAGGCGACAUUACGAGACUUUUACGCUGCAGGGCUGUUUGAUGUUCCUGUGCUGCUUACGUUCUUGGAAGCGCUGCCCAGUUGGCAUUGGACACUGGAUGGAUGUGCUGUACUGCAUAACCGCAAGUUCCCGUUGCUGCCAUUGGCCUUUUUUCUGCUAAAACUUAUGAGUCACUUAGAGGGAAGUGCACGAGUGCGAGCAGAGAGCUAUUGGUACGCAUGGGUGAGUCCAACGCUGCGUGCUGUAGCCAGCGGACAGCCACUAGAACUUAAGAUCCUGUCGAGAACAGGACGUAGCGAGUACAGACAGGGAGAUACAAGCAAAGAGGAGUUACUAUAUGCUCCUGGUGAUGCUGGAACAUUUGACAAUGAUCGACGUAAUGUUUUGUGCUGGGUGGGAGAAGGUACCGGAAGUGAAGUGGCGGCUUGGCCGGAAGAGAAAGAUCGUACAAAAGCGCAGUGGAGAUUGAUCCCGUCGGAUGUGAAUUCCGAUGCAUUCUUGGUGCAGAGCGUUCGUUUUGAGGAGUAUAUGUACUCUGCAGACUACGCAAAGUUUAAGAAGGAUAUGCAAGGGAAGACGCGAAGUCGAGUUUUUACGUGGAGGAAAAAAACUGAGCCUCCUGGGCCGGCAGGAAAAUGGCAGCUCUUGACGUUGAGUGUCGAAGAAAGAGAUGUAUUUGCAUUGUACAAUCCCUACCAGCGCGAAUUUUUGUAUGCACCGACAGCAGAUAUCAUGGACAAUAAAAGACGCCAUGUGCUGACACGAGUAGCGCCAGAUGGAAUACGUGAAACAUGCAAUACUGAAGGUGAAGCAAUGUGGUGUGCUUGGCGUAUUACCCCUGCGCAGCAAUCACCGAUGGAGAAAGGAAUAGAAGCGUUUUUUGCCAAGCAGUACCCCGUAGCAGUUGAGCAGCUCACUCUAGCAGUGAACAACUUGCCAGACAACACAGAGCAUGUCAAGUGUUUUGCAUACCGAAUGACAGCAAAUUUGCGCCUUCGAAGAUUCGACCUGGUGGCACCCGAUUUCCAGGCUAUUCAAGCACUUGGUGGUGAUAAAGCUGCAAUUUUUCACGGUCUUGCACACUUGUGGGAAGAAAAUGCAAGCUAUCUUGCAGCCAUGGCAAAUUCGUCGCCAGACCUGCAAAUUCAAGCAAUUGAGAUUUCGACGUCUGCCGAAAACCCAUUCUUCAUGCGUCACCAACUCUCAAAGGGCGAUGACUUUUUCGUCCGCCGAGAUUUUCAGGCAGCAAUUAUGUGCUACCAAGAAGCUGCAACGUGCACCCCAAGCAUUGCUGCGUCGUCAUCUGAAGAAAACUGUGUGGAAGAUGCCGAGACAACGCGCCAGCGCGUUCGUGCUUACGUAUCAUGCGCAAAAUGCUUCUUUGCGUUAGAUGAAACCGAGAAUGCGUGGCAAUACUUGAGUAUAGCCCAUGAUAUUGCUGGUGUAUCCGUCGAGGGUGAGGCUGCUAUUUUGCUGUGGAAAGGCAAGUGUCGUCGAGCUCAUAAAGCAUAUGACGAAGCUUUGCAAUUAUUAGAGAGAGCUUUUGAUCGUGCAAGUGCGGCAUCGGCAGCUUUUGCGUAUUUAUCCUUGUCAGCAACUGGUGCACCAAUGACUACGAGUGUAUUAAAAUGGUCCAUUCUUAUGGAAAUGAAAGUUGUGGGAUUGUUGCGUCAAGGAGUCUACGAUACCUUGCUCUCUCCUAACGAGAAUGACCACGUCAGUGACUUGAAUGAUGAUCACAGUAGCGGUGAAAAGGAAGGCUUGGUGUCCAGUAAAGAUGCGGAGAAGACACUGACGCAAAUGAUGGAGACUUUUCACUGCCCAUUGAGUUUGGAAUUGAUGAACGAUCCAGUUACAACACCGGAUGGUAACACAUAUGAACGAUCAAUGAUUGAACAGCACCUUGAAGUGAAUGGAUGUUUUGAUCCCUUGACACGUGCACCACUGACGAAGUCACAGCUCCAUACGAAUCGUGCGCUAAAGCAGCUUAUGGAGACGUUGCUGAGUGACCAUCGCCUCGGACUUCUUCUUGCAUCGUGUGCCACCUAA